AAGAUUCACAACCAUGCUGUCCUCUAUCCUGUUUUGGGGACUUAUUGCCCUCAUUGGCACUUCUAGGGGCUCGUACCCCUUCACUCACUCAAUGAACCCUCACCUGCAUCCCCGCUUGUACCAUGGCUGCUAUGGUGAUAUCAUGACCAUGGAGACCUCUGGUGCCACCUGUGAUAUAACCAGGUUGAUGAACUGUGGGAUCCGUGGUUCUGAAAUGUUUGCUGAGAUGGAUUUGAGGACCUUAAAACCUUACCAGAUUCUGAUCAAAGAAGUUGGGCUGAGGUACUGUGUGGACCCUGCUCUCAUUGCAGCCAUCAUCUCCAGAGAAAGCCAUGGUGGAGCUGUCUUGCAAGAUGGCUGGGACCACAGGGGACUUAAAUUUGGCUUGAUGCAGCUUGAUAAAAAAAUUCAUCACCCUGUUGGUACCUGGGACAGCAAAGAACACCUUUUGCAGGGUGUUGGAAUUCUAGCAGACAAAAUUAAGGCAAUCCAGAAAAAAUUCCCCACGUGGAGUGUGGCUCAACACCUGAAAGGUGGUCUCUCAGCCUUUAAGUCAGGAAUCGAUACCAUUGUCACCCCAACAGACAUAGACAAUGACUUGGUCAAUGAUCUUCUUGCCCGAGCUAAAUUCUAUAGAAGACAUGGCUUCUAAGCAAAGCUCUGUUGACAGGUGUUCGGAUGGCCCCUCUUUGUGAGUUUGAUAUGGAUGUGUUGUAGCCAACACAAAGAAAUGUUUGCACUUAUGACAGAAAAUUCAGUUUUCUUAAGGCAAAUAAGCAUCAAAAAGAGAAAAAGAAAAGGAAAUCCACCCAGUUCAUAAUAUGAUUUCCAUAAAAUGUUUACAGACAUAUAUGCACAAUUAUUUUAUAGUAAAUGUGAAUAUCAUGGUAAGUGACAUCUACAUAUUUC
Molecule: messenger RNA, 909 nt
Organism: Enhydra lutris kenyoni (northern sea otter)
Lineage: Eukaryota; Metazoa; Chordata; Mammalia; Carnivora; Mustelidae
Product: lysozyme g2
Exons: 5
Coding region: 14-652 (212 amino acids)
Biological process (GO): defense response to Gram-positive bacterium; peptidoglycan catabolic process
Cellular component (GO): extracellular region
Molecular function (GO): lysozyme activity
Source: RefSeq, a predicted model, not a curated record